GCUUCUUGGCAGAAGCAAAGCGAAAAGAUCGCAUCCCAAAUUAUUGCAAAGGUACGCCAGAGCGCAAAUUGUAAGCCUUUUCCUUGAUGGCCGCUCAUUCGAUGGAAAACUUUAAUGAAAUCACAUUUUAAACACCUUAUCAACCGAGCCUUCUCUCUUUCGGCACGAAAAAACAAGAAAAGGGCCGUGCGUGUGUGUGUUUUCGGUACGGGUUUUGUACGGGCGAUGGUGUGCGAGCGAGAAAAAAACAUGGCGUCGGCUGGCCAGGCGCACAUUCUAGUGUUGUUUUGUGCGCGGUUCUCGAGGCAUUAAUUGGCUGGAAUUGAAGUACGGAAAAGUACAGUGAUAUGGUAACAGUUUCGAACGGAACAGAUUGAACCUAGGUGUACGGCAUCAACAUUGCCCUGUGCGGUUUUGCAUCAGGUGCAGCAUCAGUCGGUCGGUCAAUUUGGGCGGGCACUUUGUGCGAGUAAAAACACAGUGCCUGGACGAUCCGGUUGCAUGUAUGUGGUGUCAUUUUGUGCUGCUCUUGGUUUGCGACGAACAUCUCCGCCGGGAGUGUAGAAUGCUCACUGCAAACGGCGCGAGGACUUAAGUAAUGUCAAGCUCAGUGUUCAAAGUGUACGACUCCUCCAGUCGCGAUGGAUUCGCAAGCGAUGCCGGUGCAAGCGGCACUAUUGGCGCCAAGGACGGUGGCUUGAGCAACGCGUCGACCGUUCACGAAGAGCUUAAGCUCGACUCUAACCUGGUCAUAGUGGUCAACAAGGAUGGAUCCGUUUCGGUGGAUCAAGCCACGCUCCAGAGUCUUUUAGCCAACGAAACGAACGAUACAUCCGUCAGCGUAGUUCGAAUUUCGUCACCGACGCCAAGCAUCGAGGAGGAGAUCGAAGAAGAGCAGCGACUGCUGAAGGAAGAGAAGCAAAAACUGGACGCCGAUGCCGACGGUGCCAGCUCCAAUGAAGAUUCGAACGAGGACAGCAGUUCCGUAGCUGGCACCAGUUCUGCUACGUCUAGUGUCGCCGGAAUACCGACGCGCCGGGGUCGUCUAACCGGCAGUAAGAAAAGUUCUGGCACGAUGCUGCUGGGCGAGGAGGACGAUCCGAAGCACGUAAGCCUCACAGUCGAAGCGUACUAUCCGCCUAGCGAAGCGUCCAACUUUGCCGCCCAAGUGCUUAGCCUCACCGGGUACGAGCAUCCGCUGCGCAAGGAAGCGGUGGACAUCGAAUACCUGAAGCAGCUCGUUUCAAACGAUCACUGCUACACGCCGCUUUCUUCCCCAACGCAAAAGCUUCCACCCCGAACCGUGUUGGAUGAUGUUGAUUCUUCGGAGGAAUCCGCGAUAACCACGACAAACAAACCAAAGCCGAACGCCAGCUCGGUCGGUGCCAAGUUUGCUGACGUUCGUAAAGGAAUCGACGUGAAGGUGAAUAAGGCAGGUCCUCCAGCAGCGGCAUCAAGCACGACUUCGACAUUACAGAGCAAACAGCGAAAGCCGGCAACCAGCACCGGUGCUGUCGCAUCACCACCAUCAGAGCAGAAAAAGGCAACCAAGCCCGGUAAACCGAUUGCGAAGCCAGUGCCGGAAGAAGAGGACGAAGAUAACGAUGACGAAGAUUUCGAUUCGGAUUACUCGGAAGAGGAGUCUUCCUUUUCGGAGGACGAUGACGAGAUGGAUGUCGAUUUUAGCGUCAGCGGGCGUACGACGAACAAAAAGCGAAAGCAAGCGGUCAAAACUAAAGCAUCGCCAAAGUCAUUGCAGCGCGUGCAGUAUAGAAAAGCGGAUGCGCGAGAGCAAAACGAACCCGCUGGCAAGGAAGGGGACAAGUACAAGCAUGGCAAGGUUGGUGCCAAAUCGGUCAAUCCUACCACCACCGUUAAGACGUUACAGCAAAAGGCCACAUUGGCAAAGGCGGAGCAAUCCUUUAAAGGAACGCCAACAAAAAAGGACUUUUCGAAGGUUUGCCCAGGCUCAUCAUCGUCGUCAGGGUCAUCGACACCGACGAAUGUCGGCAGCAAGCAUCCACUGGGAGCAGUGCCGGGUAAAGCUGUCGCAAAACCGGACUCUAGCCAACCGAAAACGCCCACAACGACGGCCGUUUCAACGACAGUUUCGGCCACUGCUUCUGGCACUUUGUCGGUGCCUAAAAAGGAAAAGAAACCCAAAACCAAUCCACACGAUGCCGCACUAUUUAGUGACAUGUCGGCCCUAUUUUCCACUCCGGACAUCAUAAAGAAAGUUAACGCUGGCAAAGCUACUACCCCGACCAGCACUUCCGGGGCGAACAGCGGUAUUGCUGGGGGGCCAUUAGGUACCAAUACGGGUCAUCAGAGUGUAGUAACACCCGUGAAAACACCAAUUCUGGCGAAACCUGCCGAAAAGCAGAAGCAACCAGAAACGCCAAUGCAGGUGGCCGUCGCUCAUCCACUGCCCAUCGAAUUAAUCGAUGCGAUCGUGCAGGAAGAUCUACGCCAAUCGGCGGUACCCGCCGUACCUAUUGUCAAGUCUGGUAGCACCGGGCAAAUGUCCCAGCAACAACCACCACCACCACCACCACAGCAGCCGGCAGGAAUACCUGGCAUUGUAAACAUGUUGGAACAAACAUCCGCCAGUGCGGUCGAACCGAAUGGAUCAGCAAUGCUGCCCGUUCCGCUGCUACCGGAGAUGAAACCGAUUCAACCGGUGGUCGCACCUAUGGCGGAUCUUCUGCCCGACACUAGCAUCCUCGAGGCGCUCAACAGCAACGACGAUGCACUGCCGGAAGAGUUACUCGAGCACGUCGCAGAACUGGCGAAAAACAAGGAGCUACAGGAAAUACUCGACAAGCAAGUGCUCGGAGUUAUCGGCUCGGAAGGGUUGGGGCUGGUCCCACCAGUUAUUCCCAUGGCACCAGCGUCCGUAACGCAUCUCUUGCCGGAACAACCGCUGGUAGUGCAGGAAGCUUCAGCCAGCACCACAUCCACUACCCCCUCUUUCCCAACAGUUCCGACCGUGCAAAACGUUGCUUCGGAUGCUUCCCUGUCGUUAGAUUCCACCGAACCCGUACCGCAACAACCUGCAACGGUUAAAGAGCAAACCGUACCCCGGAAAGAUGCGAUACAGAUUCGUCGGAGUGAUGGUCGCGUCAUAACGCUACCACCGAUCGAAGCACCUGCAACGCGUGCCUCGAAGCGACGAGCGCAGGUAAGCGAGCCUAGCACACCGACAUCGGUCCGUAAGUCGAUCGAUCAAUCGCCGAUUGUCGUCAGUGUGGCGGCUGGCUCGGAGAUAACAGCACCCGAAACACCGAAGCUUUCUAGACGACCGUCCAUAAAGGUCGCAAGCACACCGGCAUCAUCAUCUUCGCGGCCUAUGACACCUGCCGGAACGGUCGAAACGGUUAGUUCGAACGAUCAGGCCGAACAGCAGCCUGUGGACGAGGCGGCGAAAUCGAAACGCAUCAACAAACCCCGCCAGUCGAUCGAUAAUAAUCGCGCGAAGCGAGUAAGCUCAACGAAUGUGGCCAUCGCGAUCGAAGCGGCACAGGAUGAUGAUUACGAGUCGGACGAAAGCUGGAACUCGGAGGAUGAUCCGGAUCGACUUUGGUGCAUCUGUAGACAACCGCACAACAAUCGCUUCAUGAUAUGCUGCGAUUCGUGUGAAGAUUGGUUCCACGGAAAGUGUGUCAACAUCACCAAAGCGAUGGGACAGCAGAUGGAGCAGGACGGUAUCGAAUGGACGUGUCCAAAUUGUCUGAAGAAGAAGCAGGAUCGUCAGCAACCGAAGCUAAUGGCAUUUUGGCAAAAGGCCAACGAAGCUGGAGCUACCGAUCCAUCGGCCCCAUCCGCGAAAACUCCACAGCCAGGAGGAGCAGCCGCCUCUUCGGCAGCGGCGACUGCUGUCAGUGAUGCGGCUAACAACUGUGUCGCAUGUAGCAAACAGGCUAAACCAAGCUCGAUUUACUGCAGCGAUGAUUGCAUUCGGAAGCAUGCUUCGACUACCGUUGCCAAUGCUACGUCCGCCUCCAGGCCAGACAAACCGAAGGACCGCCCCAAUGUACCGUCCACAUCGGUUUCAGUGGCGGCCGCUGUGUCUGAUUUAACGAACGACAGCCAAAUCGUCAUUGUCAUGGAACGGAAAACGGGCCGCUGUUUAACGGGGAAAAAUGCACCCCGGCUAGAGAACCUCAAGAGCUGGCUGCAGGCACACCCAACGUUCGAGCUCGUUCCGCCCACCUCGCAGCAGGGCCAGAUCAUCCUUAAAAAGCAGGCCGAAAUGCGGAAACAGCAGCUGGACAAGGAAGCGGCAGAGAAGAAAGCUUCAUCGUCCGUAAACAUCGUAACCACCACAUCCACCGGUGCAGCAGCGAGUGCACCAUCGCCCAAGGUUCAAACUCAGCUUAAAUUUAACGAACAGCGAAAGAUGAUCAUCUCGGCUUCGGCAUCAGCUUCAACUAGCACAACCGGCACCAAGUCGCAAAGUUCGCCCAAAAUUCUCUCCACAACAAGCAGCAAGGGGCAGGCAGGGCAAAAAUCAUCCCUGUCCAGUGCCAGUGGCGCUUCUCCCGGGUUGCUUGCUAAAGGCACCGGGGCGCCAGGUGCCCGAACGGUAUCUAGCUCUGCAAAUCAACAGAAGCUGCAUGUGGUAGUAUCCGGCAUUAAUAGCAGCACACCGCCGACACCUACCACACCGACAAUGUCGACGAGCAUCAACAGCAAACAGAAGAAACCGACGCAAACACCUUCGCCCGCGUCGGAUCAAACGAAGCAGUUCCGAAGCUCCAAAUCGACUACUACCCCCGCAGGAGAGAACAUUCGGGUGACGGUCAAGAAAACGUUGAAGGAACAUCUGAUGCAACGUACCGCUGAGCUACAAGAAGAGAGCACAUUUAAACGGCUCACGGAAGAGGAAAUUGACCGUUUCGUAGAGGACACCGAACAUCAAAUGUUUAUGCUCUUCAACAAAGACACGGGCAUGAAGUACCGCGCCAAGUACCGAUCAUUGGUGUUUAACAUAAAGGAUCGCAAGAAUUUAUCGCUUUUCCAGAAGAUAUCGGAAAAGCUGAUAGAACCAAAGCAAUUGGUUCGUAUGACGGCAGACGAGUUGGCGAGCCAGGAACUGGCGCAAUGGCGGGAAAAGGAAGCAAAGCAUCAGCUGGAGAUGAUAAAGAAAUCGGAACUAGAUUUGCUUGCCUGUGCGAAGAAUUACGUGCUGAAGACGCACAAAGGCGAGGAAGUGAUCGAAGGAAAAACGGACGAACGUGUUCAGCUGGAUCCAUCCGCGCCCGUUGAGGAUGUGGUUCUGCUGCUAAACAAUUCGGCCGUUAGUAGUACCAGCGAACUGGAUGACACGUCCAGCUCCUUCAUGGACGGUUCGCAUCGUUCGAAAGAUUACGACUACGGCGUGUAUGGUAAAUCGUACGCCGGCAUGUAUGGCAGUGGAUCAAUAUCUAGUAGCAGCAGCGCGCAAGCGCUCGGUACCGGAAAGGCGGACGGUCAAGCGACUGGUGGUGGUGGUGGUGCUGGUUCAUCAUCAUCUUCGUCACGCAAGAAGGAAUCUCGUCGAAGUAGCCGCAGUCGCAGCCGGGGACGCAAGCAUGAGCGCGAUCGGUCUCGAGAUCGUAGCCGAUCGAAGCACAAACGAAAGCGCAGUCGGGAACGCAGUCACGAAGGACAUUCUAGCCGUGACCGGGACCGGGACCGGGACCGGGAACGUGAUCGAGAGCGUGAUCGUGAUCGUGAACGAGAGCGGGAGCGGGAUCGGCAUCACAAGGGCCGCGAACGGAGCAAAGAUCGCAGUUCGAAGCAUGAAGCGAAAAGCUCGCGAGAUAAAGAACCGUCAGCCAAAAGUUCUUCGGAUAAACGUAGAACUUCGACUGCCAGUCGUGGUAUGGAAGCCACCGAUCCGACUCCCACCAAAGACGUGCUCGAAUCGGAACGGAAGGUUAGCAAAACUAGUGAAGCGCAAAGUAAACCGACAACCACGGGAUCGUCGAAGAAGCGGGUAGAUGGUGCGAAAGAAACGACAAAGCUACCACCAGCUGCAACGGAAACGGUGAUCAGUGAUAAGGAAACAGAAGUCAAGGACACAAAGAUCCCGCAAGUGGAACAGGCGAGCGAUGCUGCUGCCUUGGAAACGCAACCGUCGACCGUGGAAAAGAAUGACGAUGCUACAAAGCCUACUUCGAUAGCGGCUGACGUUGCUAGCAAAGAUUCGAAACCGGACCAGGACCAAGAACCGUCAAGCACGGUCACUAUUCCAACGCCACCCCACUAUCCGUUCGAUGGCCAGCCGACGGAGGAAGCGAACAGCGGUGGGGGGGUGGUCGAUCCGAAAAAGGCCGAGGCCGAAAAGAACCACUGGACGGGCAGUGUGCACAUGAUCGAUGUGGCGAGCAUCGAAAUGUCAAUACGCGCCGUCAGCGGUGAAGUUCACGAUGUGGCCAAAGGCUUUACGGAGGAUCUCAACAUUUGCGGCACCAUCAAGCCCGAAAUAGUGUGGGAAUACAUAGGGCAGAUUAAGAAAAGCCCCAACAAAGAGAUUUGCUUGGUGCGGUUCCAUUCGACGGAGGCGAGCGCCUACUACACACUGUACAAUCAUUUGCACUCGCGCAAGCGGUACAGCGUGGUGAAGUCGCCGUCGCCUUCGAUAAAGGAUUUCUACAUAUUUCCCCUGCCAGCGGAUCAAAUGAUACCGAUGAUUUUGAAGCCACUCCGGGGCAUCGGUAUUAUCGAAGGGGACAAUAAGCCGAACCUUUUGCUGGGGAUACUGGUGAAGAUUAAAGGUGGCAAACGGCCAUCAUCGUCAAAUGCGGCGAAUGCGUCCACCGCUUCCAAGAUCGUGCGCCAUCAGUCAAGAAGCACGGUUAGCUCAGCAGGCGGUAAAGCGAACGCUCUUACUACCACUCCUGGCGGUACAUCCGUAUCGAAUAAACCCGAUCUAGUGCAGCAAGUUAUCACAAAGUACGCGUCUAAAGAAUCCCCCAACGAGGCUACUGGUGUGGCGAAACCUGCCGGAUCGGAGAGUGGGUUGAAGCUCGAUACGACGGCAUCGAUGCGCGUUGAAGCGAAAGCUAGAAGCGAAUCUUCCGAUACAAAUACUCCCGAUACGCCGGUAAACGAUCCAAUGGAUGUGGAAGUUGACAUGAACAUUAUUAAGGCGCCGAUCGCAGGAAAAGCUGUAUCCACAGAAGGAGGCAGCAGUAGCAGCAGCACCACCGUAGGACUGGGUCGUGUGCCGGAAUCGAACUCGAUGCUGCUCGACGACGAUGACGAUGAACCGUACUCGCCCGGUGGUGGUAGCGAUGAUAGCAAUUUCGCCGAUGUAACCGCCAUCGUCGAUACGUCCAAGGUCCAGCGUUCCGCCGUGACCGCCUCCGAGCAUGGCGUUGAUCCGGACGAAGAACGGAUGCGGAUUGCGAUGGAUGAGUUGAACAGAAAGAUUGCCGAGCAAAAGAACGAAAUCGUAGGUCUGAUCAGUAUGGGAGAUUUCAAAGAGGAGGAAAUUAAUUCCGCCCUACCCCCGUCGCUAAUCAACGAAAUACCCAUACCACCGAAUUUGUCACAAAUUCUGGCCAGUAUUAAGGGAGGUGGCGCUGCUGCGGCGGUUGCCGGAGGUGUAACCGCUGCAGAAAGCGUUGGCGAACUUUCUUCCGGUCCGUCGUCCGGUGGAAUGGUUAGUGCCGCAGCACCGGUAGUGGUGGAACCAAUGUCGGCUCUUAUUAAUCGACCGUCCGAAGCGCAGGACGACGAGGAAGAGUACAAUCCGACGACGCCGGCUCUGUACGGUUCGUACAAAGCUGCGCCCUCGAUGCCGUACGCCGCUAUACCCGUUGCCAACAGUCAAGGUGAUAUUGACGAGCGCAUUCUACCAGCAGCGUUACUACCAGCGACCGUAGUGGCACCAGUGGCCACGUUUGAUCCUCUUACUUCCCAGGUAGCUGUGCUGGCUAACCUUGCCGCUUCUUUAUCACCGGUCGCUGGUGUCUCGCAACCGGCGGCGGCGACGGCGGCGACGUCUAGUGCCGGUGAGGGCGAGAGUCGUCUAGCGAAGCUUACUGACGAAGAGCUGCUCAGCAUGGUACCCGAUGAUGCAAUAUUACCCGAUUCUUCGUCGAAGGAUGGGUAAAGAUAUGGAAGCUGCCAGUGCAGCAUCAAGCUAGAAACAUACGAACAGUAAGGUAUGAUUGAAUGAUAAAGGAAAGGUACGUAGAAAGUGAACGUUAAAGCCGGGAAAAGGGUCGUUUAACAUAUAAGGCUUAAAGUUCCGCAAUGCAUAAUAAGCAGUUCCGAUCGUUCCGGGGUUUCACUAUGGGCCUACACUUAUACAUAGUAGUGUUAUGGGAUUCCUUGCCAUUCCUGCAAAGUGCACAAUUUGUGUUCAAAGUACUAAGCGUGGGCAUAAAUGCAAUAUACACGAGCUCAUAGCUGCACUGACCGUAGUUAGAGUGAACGUUCCAUUGCUACAUAUUGCUAGCAAUGAGAGACAUAAAUGUUUCCCUUGUUCAACAACACCGUUUCUCACAGUAAUUGCUUGAAUGGAAUGAAUAUGCGCUCUGGAUAAUGUAGGUGGAAGAUCCUGAACAGCACACGCUGCUGUAAAAGAAUAACCAAUCAUUGGUGUAUAAUGUAUUGCAGUAAUGUACUACCUAUUCGCGUAGUAAUUGCACUAGUUUAACAAUCCCUUGUAAAAAGAUUCAUGCACACGUGUCUGCACUGCUUAGCGUAAGAGCUGAAUCCGUAUGUUGUGUAAUAUAUAUAUAUCGAUAUGUAUGUGAACUAGCCGUUAGAUUAUAUUUUUGUAAAAAACAGAAGAAGAACCAGGAACAAACAUUUGGAAAUGUGAUGUCAAAAAAGAAGGGAGAUUAAAAAAAAAAACCAUUAAACCUGCAUUUAUACAUUUGAAUAGUAAGUUAGGCGGAUAGGUAUCAGCGACGCAAACUACAUUUAAAUCGAACGAUUAAAGCAAGAUACUCUUCCACUGAAAGGAUGCUGCAUAGUAGUGCUAACGAUUUGUGACUAUUCCCUGCAUGACGAUAGAAGUAAACUAUUCUAGCACCUCUGGAGGCUUCCGUGUUUCGUUUGCAAUAGUCAACACAAUUGAAGAAAUAAAUAAUGACAACAGGAACGGAAGAGAUGGCUUCGUUCUGUCGAAUGUGGCAAGGA
Molecule: messenger RNA, 9141 nt
Organism: Anopheles stephensi (Asian malaria mosquito)
Lineage: Eukaryota; Metazoa; Arthropoda; Insecta; Diptera; Culicidae
Gene: pps
Product: death-inducer obliterator 1
Exons: 9
Coding region: 599-8104 (2501 amino acids)
Biological process (GO): DNA-templated transcription
Cellular component (GO): nucleus
Molecular function (GO): protein binding
Source: RefSeq, a predicted model, not a curated record